Molecule: messenger RNA, 3030 nt
Organism: Fulvia fulva
Lineage: Eukaryota; Fungi; Ascomycota; Dothideomycetes; Mycosphaerellales; Mycosphaerellaceae
Product: GPI ethanolamine phosphate transferase 1
Exons: 6
Coding region: 1-3030 (1009 amino acids)
Biological process (GO): GPI anchor biosynthetic process
Cellular component (GO): endoplasmic reticulum membrane
Molecular function (GO): mannose-ethanolamine phosphotransferase activity
Source: RefSeq, a predicted model, not a curated record
AUGGCGCGUCUCGGCCGGUUGGGCUUCCUCGGGAUAGCAGUCUUGUUUCAUGUCAUCUACAUCUACUCCAUCUUCGACAUCUACUUCGUCAGCCCAAUCGUCCAUGGCAUGCGGGCGUAUAGUGUCGAUGCGCCCAAAGCCCCAGCCAAACGAUUGGUGCUAUAUGUCGGAGACGGUCUCCGCGCAGACAAGGCAUUCCAAUUCUUCCCCGACCCAUCAAGGUCGCCGGACGAUACAUCAGCACAGGAGCCAGGACCGUUAGCACCCUUCCUUCGAUCGAGGGUCCUCGAACAUGGCACAUUCGGUGUCUCGCAUACUCGCGUACCUACCGAAUCACGACCUGGGCAUGUAGCAUUGAUAGCGGGGUUAUACGAGGAUGUGGCAGCAGUAACAACAGGGUGGAAGCUCAAUCCAGUCAACUUCGACAGUGUCUUCAACAGGAGCCGGCAUACAUGGAGUUGGGGAAGUCCGGAUAUCUUGCCUAUGUUCUCAACAGGUGCUGUGCCGGGACGGGUCGACGAUGCAACAUACGGACAUGAAUUCGAGGACUUCAGUAAGGACGCCACGGAGCUGGACUACUGGGUCUUCGAUCGCGUGAAGCAGUUGUUCAAGGAUGCAGAGACAGACGACGCCUUGAACGCACGGUUGAGGCAAGACAAGCUGGUGUUCUUUUUGCAUCUGCUCGGAUUGGACACCACCGGACAUGCCUACCGGCCAUAUUCGAGGGAAUACCUGCGCAACAUUCAGGUCGUGGACCAAGGGGUCAAGGAGAUCACGGAGGUCAUCAACAACUUUUACGAGGAUGAUGAGACGGCUUUCGUAUUUACAGCAGACCAUGGCAUGAGUGACUGGGGUAGCCACGGAGACGGCCAUCCUGACAACACACGGACUCCACUCAUUGCCUGGGGAUCUGGGGUUGCGAAACCCAACACUGUCCGCCGAGGGAGGGCGCCUGGACAUGAAGAUGGCUUCUCCCACGAUUGGCAUCUUGACCACGUUCAGAGACACGAUGUUGCACAGGCAGAUGUGGCUGCGCUCAUGGCAUACCUAGCCGGCCUCGAAUUCCCAGUCAAUUCGGUCGGAGAGCUGCCCUUGUCAUUCCUGGACGCUACAGACGAAGAGAAAGCCAAAGCUCUUCUGACCAAUGCAAAGGAGAUCUUGGAGAUGUACCGCAUCAAGGAAGAAGAGAAGCAGGCCGAGGUUAUGCGAUACAGACCAUACUCUGGAUUUGGCGACGCCGAGCACAGUGUAGAUCAACGGGUGGCCACAAUCCAGCAGCAGAUAUCGAAGCGACAGUACAAGCAAGCAAUACAAAGCUCUGAUGAGCUCAUCCAGCUCGGUCUCAAAGGACUCCGGUAUCUUCAAACGUACGCCUGGCUGUUCUUGAGGACUCUCGUCACUGCGGGAUACCUGGGUUGGAUCGCCUUCGCCUUCACCACCGCUGUGGAUGAGCACAUGCUCGAUGGCAAGAUCGAGCCAUCACGGCCAGUAGGACUUGUGAUUGUGUUCUCCUCGAUCUUUGUCGGACUCUACAGCUUGCUGUUUAUGCAGAACUCGCCGAUCACUUACUACGCUUACGCGUUGUUUCCGGUCGUCUUCUGGGAAGAAGUGUUUGCCCGACGUCAAGCACUGGUAGAGGGCUGGCGGAGAGUGUUUGCGAAGUUCUCUAAAAGUGAUUCGAGCAAGUUCGCACUCAAUGCUUUUGCUUAUUUGGCGUUGCUCGAAGUCAUGGUACAAAGCUACUACCAUCGCCAGAUCUACACUAUCUGCUACUUGCUGGCUGCUGGCUGGCCACUGGUAUACGGUCUUGACUUUGUGAAGGCCAACUGGACAUUAUGCACCACCUGGGCACUUGGAUGCACUUCGAUGAGUGCUUUCACGCUGCUUCCUGCAAUCAAGGUUGAGAGUGCCAGCCUGAUCUUGUUCGGUGGCUUCCUGAUUCUCGUUCUCGGAGUGCUCUAUAUUGCGUUCGAGAAGAGCCUACUCGUGAAGACUUCACCUUCCGGGAAGGGACUGGGUGCAGACGCACCUGACGGCUUGUCACGCAUUAUUUUUGGAGUCCAGGUUGGCCUGGUUGCGCUUGCUAUGAUCGUGACACGAUCGAGCGUUGCUUCUCUGCAAGCCAAGCAAGGCUUGCCACUCGGAACGCAGAUAGUCGGUUGGGCGACUUUGACUGCCUCUCUAGUCGUCCCGUUCCUGCACGCCCUAAGCCCUCGAGACCACUACCUCCACCGCCUGGCCGUGAUCUUCCUGGCCUUCGGACCACUCUUCAUCAUCCUCACGAUCUCCUACGAAGGACUAUUCUACUUCUCCAUCGCCAUAACCCUAGUGUCAUGGGUCCGACUCGAACACCGGAUACACCAACAAUCCUUCACCACUUCUGCCACAAAGAUGAAUGGCAACGCCCUCGAAGUAAGCAACCCUCUGGAACCCGCCGUCUCCGCAGCAAAACAGCGCAAAACAGCCCUCAAGCAAGGUGACUACCGCAGCCUCACUCUCAGCGAUGCCCGCAUCUGCCUCUUCUUCCUCUACCUCCUGCAAUCCGCCUUCUUCAGCACCGGCAACAUCGCCUCGAUUUCCUCCUUCUCCCUGGACGCCGUGUACCGACUCCUACCCGUCUUCGACCCUUUCUCACAGGGCGCUCUCCUCGUCCUCAAACUCCUGGCCCCUUUCGCCCUCGUCUCCGCCAACCUCGGCAUCCUCACAAAACGACUCCGACUACGAGGCGGCAGUCUCUUCGCCGUCGUCAUGGGCAUUGGCGACUACCUCACUCUCCGCUUCUUCUGGGAGGUGAGAGAUGAGGGAAGCUGGUUGGAAAUUGGGGAGAGCAUUAGUAUGUUCGUUAUCGCGAGUGUGCUUUGUGUGUUCGUUGCUGGGUUGGAAGCUCUCAGUGAGGUGUUCGUGAGGGGCGUGGAGUUUGAUGAUGAGCCUUUGACUGAGCAGGUUAAGGAAGUCAAUGGGAGUGUUAAUGGGGCGUUGAAGGAGAAAGCGAAGAAAGCAAUGGGUACUGCGAAUGGGAGGAAGAAGUAG